ACCUGGUCACACAGCGGAAAAGCUGUGCAAAAAUCGAGCGAAAUUUAAGGGGCCAUGCCAUGAUAAUUGUAGUGUAAUCCUCCGGACCGCCAUGCUGUUGUGCGGCUUGCAGCAGCGUUCGUAAUUAGCAGCUGUUGCAGUCGCCAAUCGCACAACGAAGUGCAAGAAAAAGCCGUGUUCGUUGAAUCUGCACCUGGAUAGCUACGAUGACACCUUUUGAUGACUUUGUCUAUCUGAUUAAUCAUGUGCUGCUGGGUGAGGAGCCGACCAUUGAGGACUUCAUAUUGCUGGUGGGCACUUUGGUGGCAUUUAUAGCUUUCAUCUUGUGGUGCUGCUUUCCCAUACAACCAAAGGAACCUGGUCCCCAUCGCCCAUUCACGUGCAAAAUCAUCCAGAAUCCCAUCAAUGCCUUCGACGCCUCUACCAGCACCGACGAAGCACCCAAUCCGAUAGGUGGCUCCGGAACUGGAAGUUCCACGUCCAACAUGCAGUACAAUGGCAGCGGAAGCUACAGCAAGAAUGGCACCGUAGCAAUGCACAAUUACUACGUUAAGAAUGGACACCAUUGCUGCACCUAAUCAAAAAUGGUCAUUCCGACAAGAUACUGUCCAUGUCGAAGAGACAGGAUGGUUUGUUAUACACAUGCCGACUUUAGUUACCAUUUGCAAAGCACUCCUAUCCGUAUGCGGAAAUAUGUCGCUUGAGGUUUAUGCCAAUUGGUUCGGCAGGUUGUUAGGGGGCAGCUAAAAGCUGCAAGCACAUUUGAAUUGUAAUUGCUCAGACUGAUUUGUUUAUGGAAUACGAGAAAGCGGUGAAGGAGAAGGUCGGGCAGGAUUAAGUUCGCACACAGAUACGCAGCAGCCCCUGACAAGUUUCAAAAACUUAAUAUCUAUAGAUGUUGUGUGCAUUUGUUGACUUACCAAAUGUAUUAUGCGUAUUUGUGGAAAGAAAACUGGAUAUGAUACCAGGCAAUUAAACUUAAGUUUUUAUUUGUGUAAGCGAUCCCCAAGAAAAUAGAUACUUGCCGCCACAUUGUGUGCAAACAAAAAUCGGAAGCCCUUAAAAAACUAUCAAUUAUAUGCAGUCCGGGUGAAAGAUAAAGAAACCCCUAUAUAUAUAAAUAUAUUUAUUUAUAUAUAUAAACAUUUAUCUAUAAGAUGAAUUAUGUACACACCAAGAUAUACACUAUUUUCUCUCGUAUUUUUUAUUCCUGCAUAUUAUAGUGUAUUUGAUCUCAUUUAAUGAUAUUAUUUGUGAUGUAACUUCAAGAUUCCAAUACUUUUCCAAUGGCUUGUAAAUCCUUCUGAAAAGCAUAUGAAACUAAAACGUAACGACAAACUGCUA
Molecule: messenger RNA, 1344 nt
Organism: Drosophila eugracilis
Lineage: Eukaryota; Metazoa; Arthropoda; Insecta; Diptera; Drosophilidae
Exons: 3
Coding region: 207-578 (123 amino acids)
Source: RefSeq, a predicted model, not a curated record